Molecule: messenger RNA, 1231 nt
Organism: Cavia porcellus (domestic guinea pig)
Lineage: Eukaryota; Metazoa; Chordata; Mammalia; Rodentia; Caviidae
Gene: Tnfrsf12a
Product: TNF receptor superfamily member 12A
Exons: 4
Coding region: 300-689 (129 amino acids)
Biological process (GO): positive regulation of extrinsic apoptotic signaling pathway
Cellular component (GO): plasma membrane
Molecular function (GO): protein binding
Source: RefSeq, a predicted model, not a curated record
CCCAGCAGUUAUCAUUACAGGUGUGUUGCUUUGUAUGGGACCUUCCUACUCCACACCCUCCGAAUAAACGUGAGUUGGGAGAGGCAAGUCCAGGACCAAAUUCCCGCAAUCUGCUAAACUCCCGCGCGGAUCUUGUAUUGGUCCAAUGAGCGGACGUAGCGGGCUCCUUGGGGUUGGGCGUCCGGGGCGGCGGGGGCGAGGGCUCCGCCCCGGAAGGCGGGGGCGGGGGCGGGGCCGGGGCUGGAGGUGCUGGCCACGCAGCGCGGGGAGCAGACUGCGGCUGCCGCGGGACGCGUACCAUGGCUGUGGGCUGGUUGCGCUGGCUGCUGAGGCUCCUCGUGCUGGGGCUUAUGCUGGCGCUGCCGCGCGCUGCGGCUGGAGAGCAGGCGCCAGGCACCGCCCCCUGCUCUCGAGGCAGCUCGUGGAGCGCGGACCUGGACAAGUGUAUGGACUGCGCGUCGUGUCCCACUCGACCGCACAGUGACUUCUGCCGGGGCUGUGCUGCGACCCCACCUGCCCCUUUCCAGCUGCUUUGGCCCAUCCUUGGGGGUGCCCUGAGCCUGGCCCUCGUGUUGGCGCUGCUUUCUGGCUUCCUGGUCUGGAGACGGUGCCGAAGGAGAGAGAAGUUUACCACCCCCAUAGAGGAGACUGGUGGAGAAGGGUGUCCUGGUGUGGCACUGAUCCAGUGACUGGGUCCCCCCCACCUGGAGCCUCACCCACUCAUCAUUCAUUCAUUCUUCUGGAGCCAGCCUCUGCUUCCCAGACAGACCCAGAGCCAGACCCAUAGCCAGGCCUCCUCCAGCCACAAGGGGGAAGAGUUGUGAAUCACCCCGGAGGUUGGGCCCAGGGUUCAGGGGAGGCUUCCAAGGUGUCUGAUUGCCCUGUCUGGCUCCAGGACAGAAAAAGGAGCCUCAUGCUACUCACAGUAAGAAACUGCAGCAUUUGCACAAGGGGGUCUCCCUGUCCCCCUGAUGUCUUGGAGGCCAGGCUGACCCAAAGGUUAGACAUAACACUAAGCCCCACCCACUCAGAUGGACUGAAAUGGGGGCAGGAGUCAGCCUGGGGCAAUUAGGGACCUGUUUUUAACACUAGAGGGCUGGCCCUCUAGGAGGGCUGGCCCUAAGAUACAAACCCCACCCCACCCCCACCCCCAAAGAGGGGUAGGAGAUAUUUAUUUUGGGGAGAAAGUUUGGAGGGGAGAAUUUAUUAAUAAAGAAUCUUUAACUUUAAA